Closterium sp. NIES-65 is the source of this 573-nucleotide messenger RNA. Lineage: Eukaryota; Viridiplantae; Streptophyta; Zygnematophyceae; Desmidiales; Closteriaceae. The record is from the annotation of a GenBank genome assembly.
AUGAUUGCUAGUCCGUGCUUCCCCCCCUUUCCGCCUGUCGCCGCCAUGCAUAUCGCCUGGACUUCCGCCGCGAAAAGCGCAAAGAAGCGCAAGCGACUCGCCAAGGGCGGCGAUGCCGUUCUCCGCGCAUUCGGGGAUCCCGAAGACGUGGCAGCAGAACCUACAAUUGAUGACGCAGGAGAGUUUUCUGCUGCUCUUUCCACGUGGGAUGCUGCCAUUGGCUUGUCUGCUGUGCCACGUCAGCGCGCGGUGCUGUUCGAGCAGAAGGCGCAGGUGCUGAUGGAGAUGGGGCGGCUGUGGGAGGCCGUCCGAGCUGGCACAUGUGCCACAGAGAUCGCCCCGGACUGGCACGAUGCGUGGGUGACUCUAGCACGCGCCCAACUCAACUUGGGAGAGCCCCACCUUGCGCAAGCCUCCUUCUCCCGCGCACUCGUGCUGCAGCCUGGCAGCACCGAGACACAGCAGGAGCUCGGGGAAGCCUCGCGAUUGGCUGUCAGGCAGCGCCAGCUGGCAGCAGCGGCUGACGGGGGUGAUGAGAUGCUGACGCGUGGUGAAGAGAGGUUGGUAGUGUAG